AUGAAUCCGCCCCUGAUCCAAGCACCCAUCACCACCACCACCUCAGUCUUCUCUGAUCCUCAGAUGCAGGCCCAGUUUCAAAGGCAAUAUAUGCAGCAGCAGCGGCAACGGCAGCAGCAACUAUCGACUUUCAAUCCCAACCGCAUCUCCCUCCUCAAUUCUGUUGUCCCCCGUGUGCAACAGCAGGACCAGGAACACCAUGAACCGCAACAGCAACAACAACUCCAAUUGCUACAGCUGCAACAGCAACAGAAGCAGCAGUUCCAUGAGAAACCAGCGGUUGGACCUGGACGUUCUGGCGGUCCCCGACUCAGCCUCGACACAUCGGAUGAACGGCUUCAAAAUGUCAAGGUUAUCAACCACAACAACAAGCGCUAUCUCAAGCUGUUUUCGCCCAGCCUGGUAGAAUCCCCCGUCAGCUACCUGGACCGCAGACAAUUAAGCGAGGACCGGAAGCUGUGGGAGAACGGGCCCAACGAAGCGUUUCAGAAGCAGCUUGAGAUGGAGAAGCGUGAGGCCUACAGAGCCCGUUCAAGACAGCAGCUUCGUGGGUUCUUCAUGGGCCUCUGGCUUGGAUGUCUAUUGGGGGUGCUCAUGCUCCAGCAGACCUCUGCCAAGGUCAACUUCUGGCGACACGAUGCCUUCGCUUCCUAUACGCCGCUCGUCAUUCUCCUGGUCCUUGUAAUUAGUGUGGCCAUUGUUCGCUCGGGAACGCGCUGCACGAUUGCAGCGGUGGCGACAUGUGCGGCAGUCUUGACUUGCUUUGCGACACUGAUCGUCAAUCAGAGCCGGUACUCGGCCGAGUUCCAGCUGUACAAACGCGUACCGCCUGCUUCGACGUUGCAAUAA
This is a messenger RNA of Gamsiella multidivaricata, 849 nucleotides long. RefSeq lists its product as uncharacterized. Bases 1 to 849 code for a protein of 282 amino acids. The transcript is spliced from 3 exons. The record is from RefSeq and is a predicted model, not a curated record. NCBI's taxonomy places the organism in Eukaryota, Fungi, Mortierellomycota, Mortierellomycetes, Mortierellales, Mortierellaceae.